AUGUUCAAACCAAUCGCCCGGAACGCCAUCAGAGCUCUAAACGCCCGCCCUGCAUUCGCAGCUACCCGCCCAGCUAUAGGUUUCAGACCUCUCUCAUCCACGGCUUCGCUCAACAAAAACAAGAAAAGCGAUGACAAAGACCCCAUUCUCUCUGCAACCACCAAAGCUCCAGAGGGAGCAUCCGGUGAACAUGAGGGCCAAUUCGCACGUACCGACGAGAGCGUACACAUUGAGUAUCCACCGGACAGCGAGAUGCCCGCUCAGCCCGUCGCCCAGGGUCGAGGCGGUAUGCAUUUCAAGCGUACUCUCGCCCAAUUCUCUCUCGAGAAGAAAGUCAGCUUGGUAACCGGUGGAGCUCGUGGGCUGGGUCUUGUCAUGGCCCAAGCGCUCGUUGCUUCGGGCUCUGAUUUGGCAAUUGUUGAUUUAAACAAGAACGAAGCCGACGCUGCUGCUGCUUCGCUGGUUGAGCAGUUCCGCAAAGAAAACCCCGGUCUGGAGGACAUGCCAAACGUAACAGCCCACUACGCCGAUGUCGCCAACCCAGAAUCGGUCAACAAUGCCCUUUCAGAAGUCAUUUCCAAGCACGGGCAAAUCGACAACCUAGUCACCUCAGCUGGUUUCACCGAAAACUUCGACGCAAUCAACUACCCCUUCGACCGUAUGCAGAAACUCUGGGGCGUCAACGUGGACGGCACAUAUCUUUUCGCAACAGGUGUCGCAAAGCACCUUAUGGAGCGCAAAGCACCCGGCAGCAUCGUCAUGAUUGGCUCUAUGUCCGGUGCCAUCGUGAACGUCCCCCAGCCCCAGGCACCGUACAAUGCGGCGAAGGCUGCUGUCCGCCAUCUCGCUGCUUCGCUUGCCGUUGAGUGGGCUGGUCAUGACAUCCGUGUGAAUUGCAUCAGUCCCGGAUACAUGCUGACUGCUCUUACGCGCAAGAUCCUUGACGAGAACCCCCAGCUACGUGAUCACUGGACUUCGCUCAUUCCCGCUGGCAAGAUGGGCACACCUGAGGAUUUGAUGGGAGCUGUCACUUUCUUGCUGAGUGAUGCUUCCAAGUACAUCACUGGAGCGGAUCUCCGCGUCGAUGGUGGCUACACUGUGACCUAA
Messenger RNA from Penicillium soppii, 1107 nucleotides. RefSeq lists its product as uncharacterized. The record is from RefSeq and is a predicted model, not a curated record. The transcript is spliced from 4 exons. Gene Ontology annotation, molecular function: oxidoreductase activity, acting on NAD(P)H, oxygen as acceptor. Lineage: Eukaryota; Fungi; Ascomycota; Eurotiomycetes; Eurotiales; Aspergillaceae. The coding region runs from base 1 to 1107 and encodes 368 amino acids. Gene Ontology annotation, cellular component: intracellular anatomical structure.